Onychostoma macrolepis is the source of this 5575-nucleotide messenger RNA. It is a transcript of the gene matr3l1.1, whose product is annotated as matrin 3-like 1.1. Lineage: Eukaryota; Metazoa; Chordata; Actinopteri; Cypriniformes; Cyprinidae. Gene Ontology annotation, molecular function: RNA binding; zinc ion binding. The record is from RefSeq and is a predicted model, not a curated record. Gene Ontology annotation, cellular component: nucleus. The transcript has 21 exons. Bases 708 to 5240 code for a protein of 1510 amino acids.
AAGUCAAUACAAGCUGAUUAGUUCAUUCGUAAUAUAAUUUUGAUGACGGGUCAUAUGAUGUUAUUGCAUUAGCGGGAAUAUGGCGGUUAGCAUCAGGGCCAAAGACAAACGGAAUAUGGCGCUUAGCAUCAGCCCAAAACACAAGAGAUCAACCUUUCGGGAAAACCUGUGUCAAAUUAUUCUUCACUUUUAAGUUGAAAAGCAAACUCCACCUCCAUUGAGGUAGUUUACAUGAAAUUUCAAGCAGUGACAUGCUAUCAUUUUUUCUUAUAUAAUAAUUUUCGUGUGUUAUAAAUGCAUGUUGAAAUGAAAGCGAAAGUGAUUCAAAACGUAAAGAUGAAGCUUUCCCUUAUACAUAUCCUCUAACAAAGUUCAUGGACAUUUGUCAUCUACCAGUUACUUUAGUUAACUAACUAUUUGUGAUAUUACUGGUCUGAUGCAGCUGAAGUUAUAUAAAACAAAUCCAGAGACCUCAACAAAGUGUGAAUGAUUUGAUUUUUCAUCUCAAGGUAAGACUGAAACAGGUGACACCCCUCAACCGGAUUCACCGGCAGAUCUUCCACCUGAAGCUGAUCUCUUCAGUAAAGUCAUAUCAAUACAAGGAGAAAAAGUUCUCCUUACUUAAUAUCUUUUUAACAGGCGAACAGCAGCUGCACCUGCAAGAGCUGUUUUUUUGAGGUCCUACACAUAUUUGACAACUUUGGGACAUGUCUUACAAUCAACCAUACCGAAACCCACCCGAUGAUUACAGCGCAAGCAAUGACAAGUACAAAGACUCGCAACGAGUUUAUCACCGGGAGUCUACCGCUUACAGGUCGCGAAUUAGGAGCGGAUCUCCAGAGCGGACGUCUCCAUCCUCAUCAGAACCUGUCCUCUCGUCUGUUAAGGCUUUGUCUUUUCUGCAUAGCUGUGGACUGGACGCUGAAGACCUUCAAACUCUGGCCGAGCUUCCUGAGCAUCUCAUCGCAGCCGAUACCCUUCCUGACCUUCUUGCGCAGAUCAAAAAUAAGAAAGCGUCCAACACUUCUUCAUCUAGGUCCAGUGGGCUCCAAGCUAGUUCAUCAUCUCGCUCCUGGGACGACAGGAGCCACACUCAGCUGGUUGAGUAUCCCUUGGAUUUGCCUGUCCAUCAGUCAUAUUCCAUUCCUCGAGAGCAGCUUCCAACCUGGGACGACCGCUGGGAAAAUGCCCAACAAACAAGCUCUCCAACAUGCACGUACACCGGUUCUGACUCAAACUAUGUGGUUGAGUACAACCAUCUGAAAGAUAAAGAGUCUUAUUUUGAUAAAGCGUCUUAUGCCACAGAAGCAUCAAGGCAGAAAACGUCCGUUGUCCCGCAGUCUUACUCUAGCCACAGCAGAGACGUUAGUCAAUCCUCACAUUUGUCCAGCAGAGACGUCAGUCAUUCCUCUCCUCUGCCCAGUAGAGAUGCAAGUCAAUCCUCCCUUCGCUCUAGCAGAGAUGUCAGUCAGUCCUCUUAUCUGUCCAAUAGAGACAUCAGUCAGUCCUCGCAUCGCUCUAGCAGAGAAGUCAGCCACUCCUCACAUCUAUCCGGUAAAGACAUUGGCCAGUCCUCACAUCUGUCCAGUAGAGACAUGGGCCAGUCCUCACAUCUAUCCAGUAGAGACAUGGGUCAGUCCUCACAUCUGUCGAACAGAGAUGUUGGUCCACCCUCGCUCCUGUCCAGCAGAGACGCUGGUCCACCCUCGCUCCUGUCCAACAGAGGCAUCGCUCCACCCUCGCUUCUGUCCAGCAGAGACGUCGGCCCACCUUCUCUCCUAUCCGGCAGAGACGCCGGUCUACCCUCGCUCCUGUCCAUCAGAGACCUUGCUCCACCCUCGCACCUGGCCAGCAGAAACGUUGCUCCACCCUCGCACCUGGCCAGCAGAAACGUUGCUCCACCCUCGCACCUUGCCAGCAGAAACGUUGCUCCACCCUCGCACCUGGCCAGCAGAACCGUUGCUCCACCCUCGCACCUGGCCAGCAGAAACGUUGCUCCACCCUCGCACCUGGCCAGCAGAGACGUUGCUCCACCCUCGCACCUGGCCACCAGAAACGUUGCUCCACCCUCGCACCUGGCCAGCAGAGACGUUGCUCCACCCUCGCACCUGCCCAGCAGAAACGUUGCUCCACCCUCGCACCUGCCCAGCAGAGACGCUGGUCAAUCUUCACACCAACGGAGGACAGAGUCAGCUCCUAGAGUGCCUACCAGGAAGGAGGCGUCAGAUUUCCACGGGAAAACUCCACCAGUAUUUCCCUACGCAUGCGUGCUCUGCGAUAUCACUGUCCUCUCUAACAAGGACUGGUCUGUGCAUAUAAAAGGAGCCCAACAUGCUCAUAGUCAACUUAAUCUUGUGGAAAAAUAUCCAGCGUGGGAUCAGACAAUCCAAUCUGCUAGAAGAAAUGAGCCCCAUCCUGAUCGACGCAUGUCCAGAACAACACAGGAACGAGGUGGAACCUCAAGCAGUAGAAAGGGAUCGUCAGGCAGCAAAAGUGGAGCGUCAAACAGUAAAAGUCAAUCAUCGAGCAGCCAAAAGCGCAAUAGCACUGAAGCAACAACGAAGUGCAAAGUGGUGUGUGUCAAGUUUGAAGUGGAUGAUGUGGACGAAGCUUACCUGAAAAAAUUGCUUGGCCAGUUUGGGGCGAUUGUCAAAAUUAUUAUGUUACCUAGAAUGGCUUUUGUGAAUAUGGGAACAGCAGGCCAGGCAGAGGAUAUAGUAAAAUAUUUCUACCAAAACCCUUUGAGGAUCAGAGGAGAACUGGUCGUAUUUACACUGUCUGCAGCAUUUAAUUUCCUACAGACUUCUCGUGUAGUGAGCUUUUCACCGUUACCUUCUGGUGAUGGCAUACGCUCGGAGUUGACGGCCAUUGCUAAGCGUUUCGGAUCAGUAAAACAUUCUCUGUUUCUCCCAAGCCGGGGUUAUGUGGAGAUGAGCAGUGCAGAAGAGGCCGACAAAUUGGUGGAGCACUAUUCAACCAAUUCACUUAAAAUAAAAGGAAAAACCAUUAACGUUUGCUCCUCAACUGAGUACCAGACGCUUGAAACGACGGAUGCUGACAAAGAAAAAUCACCAGUUCCUUAUAAUAGCAGCAGCAGCAGCAGCAGCAGGAGGAGGAGGAGGAGUUGCAGCCCAAGAAGGAGAUCCCACAGAGACUCUCCCAGCCCCAAACGAAGAGCUUCUGAAGACAGGUCCAGGUCUCGCAGGAGUCACGACUCUAAGAAACGAGAAGAAAGUCAACGCUCACGGGAGAAAACCAAAGAGAGCUCUAGACGGGACAGCUCAUCCAAAUCCCGUUCUAAAAAAAGCUCUCCUUCAAAAGACCAGAAGCAAAAAACAAAAUCGGAAGAAAGUGUGAAGGAGACUGUUGAAGAAGACAACAAUCAGUCUGACAUCAUGACUGAUGACAGUGAUCUUGAAGGAGUGGCAGUUAUAGCAGAUGAUGGUGAAGCUCUGAAUUCAGAAGAUGAGCUCACAGUAGAUGAAGACAUGGAUGAUGAGGCGCAUGAAACCUCAGAUGAACAGGAACAGGAUGCAUCUGAAGAUGUCCAAACUGUGAAAGAGUCAGAUGAUCAGACUAAACCUUCAGACAUGGACACAUCGAGCAUACAGCCAGAGACGUCAGAGUGUGAACCAACUGCUACAACUUCGGAAAGAUCGAGCGAUUGUAAGGAAGCCCAAGAGCUUCAAGGAGAGCAAAAAGAGCUUCAAGAAGGAGAGCAAAAAGAGCUUCAAGAAGGAGAGCAAAAAGAGCUUCAAGAAGGAGAGCAAAAAGAGCUUCAAGAAGGAGAGCAAAAAGAGCUUCAAGAAAAGCAAGAAGAGAUUCAACAAGGAGAGCAAAAAGAGCCUCAAGAAAAGCCAAAAGAGCUUCAAGAAAAGAAAAAAGAGCUUCAAGAAGAGCAAAAAGAGCUUGAGAAAAAGCGAACAGUACUUGAAGAAGACCAAAAAGAGCUUCAACAAGGGGAGCAAAAAGACAGUACAGUGGAGAUGGAGGAGGCAGCAGAAUUCUCUGAGAAUCUAGACAAGGAGGGAGUGUUGACUGAAAAAGGUGAUGAAAUGGAGAUCUCGACUUCAAGCACCGAGGAAAAGUUUGGCAAAGUUCUGGAGGUGGCAGGUUUUCCAGUGGCUAAAAAAUACAGUGAAGCAGAUUUGCUGAAAAUUGGGAAAAAAUACGGAGAUGUGGCAAACUGCUGUCUGGUUCGCAGCAAUCGAAAGGUGGAGAAGGCAUUAAUUGAGAUGGUGAAUGCUGACGAUGCUGCAAAACUCGAAGCAGAGUGUAAAAGGCAACACAUUAAACUAGGCGGCAGAAACUUGAGGAUAACCGUGUCAAAGAAAUACAGCCAGUUGAACGAGGGGCAAAGUAUUGACGCUGACUCUGAGAAAGAGAAAGUUAAGGAAGAUAUUGAAGAGAACAAUACGGAGCUGUCAAGCACACUGUCUUCCAAUGAGGAGAGUGCAGUAGUGAUGGCUGAGACCGAGAUCUCUGAAGAAGAUGCUGAGGCUCAGGAAGCAAAGGAAACCAGCAUGGACACAAUCAUGCAAACGUCUAGUGAUGAGGAGGAAGGGUAUGGCAGAGUUCUCCGGAUCAGAAAUCUUCCAAUGCCUGAUGAAUACACUGAUGCAGAAUUUCUGAGCAUCGCAGAACCGUAUGGUAAAGUAGUACGCCAUUGGAUGUUUCGCCUUCAUCGAACGGGACUGAUUGAAAUGAAAAAGGCCUCUGAUGCUGAAAAGGUUGUAGCUGCGGCCAACAUGAAUAAAAUAACAGUUGCUGGAAUGCAUCCCAAGAUUGCAGUGUCUUCCAAACAUGCUAAUUUAAAUAAAAGGUACUUUCUACAUGGACCUAGUGAUGGUUCUAUACACCCAUAUUUCGAGUUCGAGGAAGAAAAUGAUGAAUCCAAGACACAAAACAGUAUUUCUGAGCAGCAGCCGUCUAUCCAGACAUCAGCGAAUGUCAAGGAGUCCUCGAAUGAUAAUCAAGAUGACAACUCGAAGGCAGAUGAGAAGCAGGUUUCUGCAGCUGAUGAUGGAAGUGAAACGAAGGCGGAAAAUUCAGACGGUGUGUCAGAGAUGCAAACACCUGUGAUGGAUCUAGUGGGCACAGAGUUUGUUCGGCCUGUGGUGGGUUACUUCUGCAGCCUGUGUAAUGCCAUCUAUGCCAGUGAGGAAGAGGCCAAGGACGAGCACUGCAGGACCCCAAUGCAUCAUCAAAAGCUGAAGGAGCACAAGGAGCGUUCAACAUAAACCAUGACAUGAAUCAAGCCAAUCCAGAAAUCAUUCAUAGACGCUCAUGAUGAUAACAUACUGUAGCUAAUUCACAUCAUAAUAUGUGUCAAGUCAUUAAUUGAUUCAGUACUAAUGCAGAAAUUGUCAUUUUAUUUGAUCUUUUUUUAAUUAUAGCUUGUUUGUUCUGUUGUCCUAUUGUUUCAUUAAUUGUUUUAUCUGGCGAUCAACAAAAACUGUUGUUUUCUUCAAAAAGCAUGUACUUUAUUGUAGUGUACUGGAUUGAGUUUAUAAGCAAAAUAGAAUGCAUUAAAAUCCUCCCUGUUCAAAUAAAGACAUGUACAGUUGUCAAAUAA